UGUUUGAAAAACAGCAUUUUCUGCUGCUAAUAUGGCCAUUCCCUCGCUAACCAUGGCACUAUCGAGAUACACCGCAGUCCUGCUGCUAUUUUUUGUUGAGUAUUACAUCGGUCAUACCACAGCACAUAAAAUGGAACUAGAUUUGCAACUAAUCGAACAAGUCGGCGAAUGCCCUAUGCUCAAUAUCACAAACAUACGUGUCAAAAAAUACAACCAUACCGUAGCCGUUUUGAACGGUACAGCGCAGCUCUUCGAGGAUUUGGACGAUCGGUUCUCAUUCCGCGUAGCGGCUGCAUACAGUACGCUUGGCAAUAAUCAAUUCAAUGAGUACCCAAUGAAGAUUCCAGAGAAAACAGUUUGUGCAGUGAUGAGGGAAAACUACCGGGAGUAUCAGCAUAUAUGGGCGAAUUAUACUAACAUGCCCCAUGUCGGUGCCGAUGAUCUCUGUCCUUUCCCUAAAGGAAAAUACUGGGUUCGAAAUUUUGCACCAGAUCCGUCCUGGAUACCACCAGUUGUUCCGCAAGGCUACUGGAGGCUAACAUAUGAUUUACUGAGCGAAGCAGGGGUUAUUCAAUGUCGCCUUCGAGCGUAUAUGAGAGUUCAACGUAGCUGGGCUUAAAUGUGUUUUGUUUUUUUUU
This is a messenger RNA of Wyeomyia smithii (pitcher-plant mosquito), 638 nucleotides long. RefSeq lists its product as uncharacterized. The coding region runs from base 32 to 619 and encodes 195 amino acids. The record is from RefSeq and is a predicted model, not a curated record. The transcript is spliced from 2 exons. Lineage: Eukaryota; Metazoa; Arthropoda; Insecta; Diptera; Culicidae.